CAUGAAGAGGAAAAAUGCAACUAAAGCAAAUACUUAGUCUGAGCCAAAAGCAUGGUCUUCUAUUGAGCUCCGAUCCAUUUAAAAUUGGACCAAUAGGUUCCAUACUCAUGCAAAACUUAAACACUGAAUGGCUCAAUAGCUUAGUCAACAAUAAAGAAUACCCAAUUUUUUAUGAUAGUGAUAAUUUCAAUGAUAGUUACAAUUUUGUUAAAGGUUUAUGUUCUGAGACAUUACCCUUUGGUAUCGCUGAUACAAAAAGUACACAAAUUGAAGGAAACGACGUGUUUUCAAGUCUCUUCAGCGUCUCCGAUUACUUAAGAUGCAACGUUUUCGUUGCGCCCACCGAAUCCAUGCAGUUUUUCCAUCAAUGGCAACGCUUGAGGAGAAUGUGGUGGAGGAAAUUCUCUUCAACUCCUGGCCGAUAUUUCACCACAGAUAUGCAGAAUAACGACGGUCAGCACACUGUAGAAAUCCGUGCAAAGUAUCCUUGGGGAGAGCAGUUGGUGGAAAAGCUACAAAUGAACGAGUCGAAACAGCAAUCGAUCUCUGAAGAGCAAAACGAAUGUAAAUUCAAAAAUAUUUCGGUGCAAUCGCAUCACGUUUCCAGCGAAAUCUGCAAACCAGUUAUGUUCUUGAAUACCGUUUGCGAUGCGUACGAGGAGCUGCCGUUUCAGGAUGUAAAAAGAGUGAUGUUUCGGUUCCACAGAAAGCUCGCACCUUACAAAAUAAGCUUCGCUGUCUGCAACACUUAUUCUUCAGGAGUCACAAUAGAACUGUACGAUCUGGCGCAAUACCUAUGCAAGAAGUUGAGGACGAAUAACGUGAGUUCUUUGUUGCUCCCGAAAUGCACCACGGAUAAAUUGGAACAGCAAUACCUGCAGAACGACUUCAUAGGUGUGCCUUACACGGUCAUUCUGAACGAAGGUACUUUGAAGAACGGCGUUGCUUUAUUGAGAAGCAGAGAUACAACUCUUAAGGAGCAAGUCCAUGUGAGCGAGUUACCCGAAUACGUCGAUUUGUUAUUCAAAAACUAUUAACCAAACAGAAUUUAUUAAUCAAUAAAAUACA
Nicrophorus vespilloides is the source of this 1068-nucleotide messenger RNA. RefSeq names its product DNA polymerase subunit gamma-2, mitochondrial (gene DNApol-gamma35). Gene Ontology annotation, biological process: mitochondrial DNA replication. The record is from RefSeq and is a predicted model, not a curated record. Bases 15 to 1037 code for a protein of 340 amino acids. The transcript is spliced from 4 exons. Gene Ontology annotation, cellular component: mitochondrion; cytoplasm. Lineage: Eukaryota; Metazoa; Arthropoda; Insecta; Coleoptera; Silphidae.